UGGUUAGAGAUAGCAACCAUUCACCCACUUGAGAAAACACGAAGGCCAACAACGCCCUCCCUGAAUUCUCUGGAGGGCAAUUCCGUCAUUUGAAUAUUUCGGUAGUAAAAGGUCCUUUUUAAGACAAAGAAAAUAAAUAAAUAUAUGCACAAACGCUCAGAGGCAAACAACAUUUGUGGUUCUGCCUGCAAAUUUUCUUCCCUCAAUCUAAAUUCCUCAGGUGGUGUUCCUGUUCUCCAAAGCACCCCUGAGAUUCAUUUGCGGAAACUUGAAAACAAAAUAAAUAAUCAUUUCCAGUCUUAGAUUUCUUUUAGGUUUUUUCUUUUCAUCUUCCAAUGGCGUCCGAUGCCGUCACCGACAAGAACAUUGUCUUCAGGAAACUCAAGGCUAAGUCUGAAAAUAAGAUGUGUUUCGAUUGCAAUGCGAAGAAUCCUACCUGGGCGUCCGUCACGUAUGGGAUCUUCCUCUGCAUCGAUUGCUCCGCCGUUCACCGCAGUCUCGGCGUGCACAUCAGCUUCGUGAGGACUCUUGAUAUGAAUGCCAUAUGCUGUGCAGUAAGGCUCUCACCUACAAUCGCCUUGCAAGCUCUUUUAUUAGAACUCCUGAAAAGCUUUGAACCAUGUCUCAAACAUGAUUCAAAUCACGUAAGAUACAGGUCUUGUGUCUGUUGAUUGUUUGGAGUGCAGGUCUUUUAAUGGAAAUCAGCAUAACUUGGGAUAUGAUAUGGGAUUUGUAGUAAAAUGAUUUGGUGAUGACCUUUGUCAUGGGGAAUUUUAAUUUUAAU
Vigna umbellata (rice bean) is the source of this 784-nucleotide messenger RNA. NCBI's taxonomy places the organism in Eukaryota, Viridiplantae, Streptophyta, Magnoliopsida, Fabales, Fabaceae. The record is from RefSeq and is a predicted model, not a curated record.